This is a messenger RNA of Ictalurus furcatus (blue catfish), 1956 nucleotides long. It is a transcript of the gene ift57, whose product is annotated as intraflagellar transport 57 homolog (Chlamydomonas). NCBI's taxonomy places the organism in Eukaryota, Metazoa, Chordata, Actinopteri, Siluriformes, Ictaluridae. The coding region runs from base 649 to 1881 and encodes 410 amino acids. Gene Ontology annotation, biological process: non-motile cilium assembly; intraciliary transport. The transcript is spliced from 11 exons. Gene Ontology annotation, cellular component: intraciliary transport particle B; Golgi apparatus; cilium. The record is from RefSeq and is a predicted model, not a curated record.
CAGCAGUAGAACGAACUUCCAACCUCAAUCCGGACCGCAGAAUCUGUCACUAUCUUCAAAAAAAACAGCUAAAGACCCACCUCUUCCGUGAACACGUAACAAACCUCCUAUAAAAAAUAAUAGAUAGAUAGAUAGAUAAAUAAAUAAAUAAAUCCCGCUAGCACUUACACCUCUACUCUGCACUGGCAUAAAGUUGGCUUGACGUUAGACAGUCGAUAUUCGCGCACUUUGCUUCUUCUAGAACUCGGGAAUAGAUCUGCGAAUAUCUAACUUCCAACGUCAAGCCAACUUUAUGCCAGUAUGAAAAUCUCGAUUAUGGGCAAGUUAGUUUAUAAUAUAAACUAUAAUAUAAUAUAAACUAUAACACCAAAAAGUUGAGACUUAUUACUGACAAAAUUUCACCCGGAAGUAAAAUUAGCUUAUUCGCCUGUGGUUGCUGGCGCUGUGCUGUAUCCUGACAACGUUAAUGACAACAAGCUAUUUGUGGCCAGCACUGGUUGGCGCUAGCUAGCUAGAUGAAUUACCCCUUGUUCAAAUUUGCUAGCUAAUUCAAGUUUCCACCCCAAACUUCGCUGGUUUUCAGUAUACUAAACCCAGAACCCGUUGCCUAACAUUUACAGUAGUAACCGCCCGGGUGGAUAGAAAAACAUGGCAGAGGAUGGUCGAAGGGAAGACGAGGAUGAACGGAGUCCUGCAUUACAGCACCAGAUGUUUGUGGUUAUGGAGGACUUGUUAGAUAAACUAAAACUGUUGGACUAUGAGGAACAAGUCCUUGAAAAGCACAACAUGAAACCUCUAUCCAGGCAUUAUUUUGUAGCAAGUUCGUACACAGUGAGUAACCCUGGUGAACAAUUCUACAUGUUCAGUGUCAUAGCAGCGUGGCUCAUAACACUGUGUGGCCGGUCGUUUGAAACACCACAGGAGUAUGAUGACCCCAACGUGAUUGUGUCAAACAUCCUGACGCACCUUAGGGCACAGGGUGGGCUGGUUGACUUCCCUCCAUCUAAGCUGAAGUCUGGUUCUGGUGAACAUGUGUGUUAUGUCUUGGACCGCCUGGCAGAGGAAGCCCUUAGGUGUGGACAGUUUGUCUGGAAGAGGCCUCUCUAUCCCUCAGAGGAAUUGGAGGAGGAGUCUGUGAUGGAGGAUGAUGCUGAGCUCACACUCAGCAAAGUGGAGGAGUUGACUGAGGAGGCUGAAGAGGAAGAUGAUGUUAUUGAUCUGGAGGAACUGAAGUCAAGAACUAAUGAGGUGAGUGGGCUGAGACCAGAGAUGAUCCUGGAAUCAGUGACUGAUUCUGCCGAGUGGAAUCUGGAGGUAGAGAGGGUUCUGUCCCAGCUCAAAGUCUCUGUCCGCACAGAUAUUAAGGAUUGGCGGAGCCAUGUGAGCCAAAUGCUUCAGCACCAGGAUGGCAUCAAAAGCUCUUUGAAAGAGGCCAAGGCAUAUCUGGAUAAACUGCUGGAGGAGAUCAGUAAAACUCAGGAGAAAGUGAACAGCAGAGAGAAGUAUAUCAACACACAGCUGGAACACCUAAUCACAGACUACAGGAAUGCACAAGCAAAAUUCUGUGAGGCCAAGGAGCUGUAUCAGCGGGGCAGUGGAGGAGUGACUGAGAGAACCAGAGCUAUAGCAGAGAUCAGCGAGGAGCUUGAGAAAGUCAAACAGGAGAUGGAGGAGAAGGGUAGCAGCAUGUCAGAUGGCGCUCCUGUAGUAAAGAUCCGGCAGAGUCUGACCAAGUUAAAGCAGGAGAUCCAGGAGAUGGAUGUGCGUAUGGGGGUGGUGGAACAUACACUGCUGCAGGCCAAACUCAAGGAAAAGAACAAAAUGACCAGAGACAUGCAUGCCACACACAUCACAGAGACUACUACACAAACAUACUCAUAACCAUACACUAUACAGUUGCAAUCAUGACCUGUUUUCUAUGUCUUAUUUUAUUGAAUAAAGAUAACCAUUUCUGAA